Molecule: messenger RNA, 3658 nt
Organism: Haliotis rufescens (red abalone)
Lineage: Eukaryota; Metazoa; Mollusca; Gastropoda; Lepetellida; Haliotidae
Product: calpain-2 catalytic subunit-like
Exons: 12
Coding region: 235-1710 (491 amino acids)
Biological process (GO): proteolysis
Cellular component (GO): cytoplasm
Molecular function (GO): calcium-dependent cysteine-type endopeptidase activity
Source: RefSeq, a predicted model, not a curated record
CAGUUAAUUAUAAUAUCAAUAGUUAAGGGAGUGCUGACAUGCCUGCACGUUGAGUAAAUGCGUGUUUGAUGUUCCGCGUUUCCGAAGUCGAUAACCCGCCCGGGAGUGAACCGGAAGCAGUGUUCUGAGCAAACAUAUAUAAUCCUUUCAACACGGGAUAUUAUUACGCACAAUGUACCAGCUGUGUGUUUAUUGAACAGCUAUAUCUGAAGCAGGUGACCACUUAACAGAAGUAUGAGUUACGAGGACGAUCCUGAGGGUUCUCGGUUAAAGUUCUGGACAAGAGACUUCAGGACUUCGCCUCUUCCAGCAGCUUGGAAGACAGAACGCCCCAAAGUUCCCCCUGGUCAGGAGUGGACAGACCCCAACUUCGAUAAACCGGCGAUAAUAAAAGUUGAUGCAAGUGCGCAUCAAAUCGAAUGGAAGAGAUCAUACGAGAUUGUGGAGGACCCAGUGCUCUUUGCUGGGGGUGCUGACAAGGGAGAUAUCAACCAAGGAACUUUUGGAACAUGCUGGUUCUUGUCAAUGUUGACAAAUCUUGCCGAAAGACCAAAACUUCUCAAAAAGGUGAUUGACAAUGACGCCUUCAAACCUAAGACGGACGGAAUCUUUCACUGUCGGCUGUGGAGGUUCGGGGAAUGGGUAGACGUUUAUAAUGAUGACAUCUUGCCAGUAGAAAAAGGAACAAAUGAGUUGUUUGGAGCUCAAUCAAAAUCAGGAACUAAUGAAAUGUGGGUUUCACUUAUGGAGAAGGCGCUAGCAGGAUGUCACGACUCGUACAGCGUUGCUGAAGGGGGCAUGCCAAGUGACGCCUACCUCGCCCUGACUGGCGGCGUGCCUGAGACAGUUAUCAUGGAGUACACCAGUAAAAACACACUGUUUAAACGAAUUGUCAAUGCGCUGAAGUGUGGAGCCUUUGUGACCUGUUCCUCGAAAUCUGGCACGACACCACCCGACGGCAUUAUUCCGGGCCAUGCCUACACCGUGAUAAGAGCAAAAGAGGUGACGAAAAAGAACGGGAAGCGGGCUUUCCUCUUGAGGAUGAGAAACCCAUGGGGAUCCGAUGAAUGGACAGGAAAGUGGAGUGACAAGAGUCCUAAUUGGAAGAAGUUAACGGAUGAGGACAGGAACCAGCUCUUGGAGGACAAAGAAGAUGGCGAGUUCUGGAUGGCUCUGAGAGAUUUCCAAGUGAUUUUCUUCAUAACAACAGUGUGUUCUCUCACUCCCGACUUCGACAUAAAUGGAGAAGCGGAGCAGUUAAACUACGUGUUGAGGACUUUCGGGGAGUGGAAAGGAAGCUCUAGAGAAAAUCAACCUGAAGCCGAGAUACUCAAAGACAAUCCCAGACUGGCAUUCACAGUUCCUCAUGAAGAUGGCAUUCCAGAUCCCGUACCAGUCGUGGUACACAUCAUACAGCGAGCUGAUCGCGGGGAUGAAACGUAUAACCUGAACUGCCAUCUGUUCAAAAGUAAGUGUCUUGACGACGAGUCGGUAGUCACCAGCAUCAAGAGGGAGAAAGACGAGACACACUACGCUAGAAUGAGGCAGCGCACGUUCCGUUUCGAACUCACGCCAGGUCGCUACAUUUUGGUUCCAUCGACAGGAGAUCGCGAAGGAAACAGGGAGUUCCUGGCACGGCUGUAUUCACCGUAUCCACUGUCCGACUGCAGCCAAGUAGCGGACAACACAGACAUAGUCGUGGAGCAGUAACAGCACCAACACUCAUGGAGGAGGAUGGAUCUCACGUGUGUACAUCUGACGUGGCUGCAGGAGAUCCAGGAGGACAAGAUGGCACAAUGUCGCUAGGAUGUUAGGGAUCAACAAGUUGUUUUGGUCAAAAAGUAUUUGUUCCAGUAUACAGAAAAUAUAAGCUGCCUAAAGUUAGAGCAAAAAGAUGAAUUGUACGCUGGAUGUCCUUAAAAAUGUGUUAGAACUGAGAUAUGAGCAAGAACCAUUUGGUAUAGAAAACGCUCUGAAAGCGUGACAUCUUUACUUUGUAUUUGAACGAGCAUGUCGCCUUCCGGCUGUUGGAAUGAUUUGUUUUUCACUUGUUUGUUUUUCUCUUUAUUAAUGCCAUCGGCGAUUUCAUGCUUCAAAUUGUAUUAAGAAAUACAGAUAUUACCACGCCACCGUAGCUAUUAGCUAAACGAAGGUUUGCUGUCAACAUAGAUAUAAGAAUAGUGUAUGGAUAAAUACUGAGGACUUAAAACUAAUAUAUUCUAACGAUCUCAACAACUUAUGUCGUUGUAUGGAAAAACGUACAUGUCUAAGUCGUCUCCCUCUGUCUUGAAGUCCUAGAGUGGGAGAAGUGUAUAAAGCUAAAGGUCAAAUUUUUAAAAUUAGGUGUAAAAUUGUAUAAUAUCGCAAAACAUGGAAUAUAUGUGUUAAGACCCACUGCCACAAACAUAAUGGCUAUAAAUAACUUUUUCAUAAUGGCUGCUUCAGUUGAGGUGAACCUCUUGUACAAAUUCAGGCGACGUCAUUCGCGGGCAUAAACGUGUGUAGUUUUAGCGGUAUUGGUCUAGUGGUUCCUCAUGAGAUGGUGUGUCAUUGCCAUAAAAAAUCUCAAUAAAACCAUGAAUGCACAUGUUAAGAAAUACUACGGUACCAAAUGUCAUUACAUUUGAAUACAAUCGACAGUGGCGGAAAUUGGACUGAAUUUUGGAUUCGAACCCCUUGAACCAAAUUUAUUCAGGUAUUGGUGGGAACAAUCGUUUGACACUUCAGUUUCACUGAUCCAGUAGUAAACGAGAAGAUGUUUAUGACGAAUGUUGCCUCGCACUACAUAUAGUGAUCAUUUCACCCCUCAACUGUCCGGUUUCUGGCUCUCUAAAGUUUUUGAGAAGAUUUUUGAAACUAUUUUCGUUAAAUUACAAGGCCUUCUGGCAGUCAUAUUGAGAUUCCAAUUUUCUUAGUAACAAACAUUUCAGCUGCAAAAUGUGUCGACGUAAGAAAUUAAUACGUGUGUAUAUCCAAUUAUGGAACUGCUUCUAUUUACUUUGCUUGCAUAGGUUACCUUUAUCUUAACAUAUUCCUUAUGUUUGUAUUUUUGUGGUAUUCUUUCAGUUACGUUCGUGUGAGCGUCAUCUGAUAUAUGGAUGUGCUGAUUUGUCAAUCUGCCAAUUGUUAUACAACAAACAAAAUUCCAUAAACAAUUUCAUUGAGUCCAUUGUAGGAUUCCGACUAUAUCAUGAGCAUGUGUUUAUGAAUCACUAUCAAACAGUGAUGAUACCAGGUGUUUGCGAAAAUGUAAAAUGUUGACACCAAAGGCUGGAGCUACUGAACAUUGCUCGACAUUCAGAUAAAGUUGACUUUUGUAACGAUAAAGACAUCCAUCUUUUCUUACAAUCUUAAGGAGCGUCUUAAGUCAGCAGAUGCUCUAUUAUUAUAAGCCCACCCCCAUUGAUAUCAUACUCCGCACAGUCCAUUUCAAUGAGCAAUUGCAAUAGAUGUUAAUUUGUGUAGCGGUGUAAAAUGUCCAACGUCGUGUAGAUAUUCAGGUUGUCUUGUGUACCCCGAGCAUGAUGUGCCGCCCGGAGGACACGCCCGAAAGUUGACCAUCGUUGUGUUUGUGAUGUCAGAGCUGGUAUUCCAUGCCGUGUGUAUUUGAUGUUGUAUUGUUUAUAUGCUGUGUAUUUAAAGUUCCAGUUAACAGUGA